UAAUUUGUGUUAACAAUUAACCUAAUUAAAUCGUUGAAAUAAUGUAAACAAUUAACUUCCGUAGGUUUAAGGUUCAAAUUUGUCAGCGGUUGUGAGUUAAUUGUUACACUCAAACUGAUUUGCAAUUGUUACAAUUAAGUUUUCGGGUGGAGUAGUUAACCAAAAAUUUCAGAUUAAAUGUUUACAAUUGUAGCGAAAGAAAAAUUAACAAUUAGUGGAAAUAAUUUUGUAAAUUGUUACAAUUAAGUAGAAAAGAUUUUAUCAUAUAACCGGAUCAAAGGAUUGAAACAAUUAACCAGAAUAAACCAACAGGAACAAUUAACUGACCCACACACAGUUAAUGAUUAAAGUUUGCCAAGAAAUUAAUGUUCCAACAAUUAAAUUACAUCUCCAUGGAAUCAAAAGUAACACUAUUUAAAGGCUUAACAAUUAGCUGAUUGUCAAUCAGUUGCAAUUUGUAACUUGUUGUGAUUAAGUGAAACUUUAGUUUAUCCAAUAAUUGAUGACAUGGGAAAUCAAUUCUCGUUGAUUAAAUGUACAAAUUAAUUUACUUGUUUCUAUCACUGUUAACAUCAAUUCAACACUCGGUGGGUAAUUUAACCGAUACCAUCGCACCCGCCGCUCAAAAUCACGAUGAUAUUGCUUUCAAGCCUCCUGAGUUUACCAAAGAUGCUCCCGGAAGUGGGGUCAUCCUAUUUCCUUAUCACUUCCCUGGUGGUCAGUAUCCACCGCCAAUUCAACACCCUCCGGGUCCUGCCAAAAGUUUUCUUCCCAGUGAGAAAAGUUUCCUCUCUCUUGGUUUCAUCGACCCCUUGGUUCUGAUCGCGGUGGUUGCCCUUCCACUCUUGACCCUCCUCGCAUUCGGUGCAAUCAUGAUGCCACUGGUUCCAAUUUUCAUCUACAUGUUAUCGAUAUUUUUCCCCGCCGCUGCCGGAAAACGGAAAAAGCGUCAAGUUAAUCUGAAAAUUCCCUUCAUAGAAAACUUAAUUCUCAAACUGGAUAAACUUUGGAAAAAAAUUUCUUAAUUGUUCUCAAUCCUCUAACCAUAAUUACAAUUAGAGCUCAUUAACAAUACAAAAAAAAAUGUUCACUAAUCUCAUCAACUUAUUCCGACAACUUUCUAAUAGUUAAUUGUCACAAUCAAUCGGUUGAUUGUAGAACUAUCAAAAUAUGAUUAAAGAUUUAUGAGUUAAUCAAUAAAUAUUUUUCUCUUUCAUUGAUAAUAUUUUCUUCCUAUUAUCUUACAAAUAAUCAGAACAAUUUGUUAAUCC
Molecule: messenger RNA, 1271 nt
Organism: Panonychus citri (citrus red mite)
Lineage: Eukaryota; Metazoa; Arthropoda; Arachnida; Trombidiformes; Tetranychidae
Exons: 2
Coding region: 534-1025 (163 amino acids)
Source: RefSeq, a predicted model, not a curated record